Cyphomyrmex costatus is the source of this 802-nucleotide messenger RNA. Its product is annotated as prisilkin-39. The transcript has 4 exons. Lineage: Eukaryota; Metazoa; Arthropoda; Insecta; Hymenoptera; Formicidae. Bases 75 to 770 code for a protein of 231 amino acids. The record is from RefSeq and is a predicted model, not a curated record.
UAUAAGAACAGAUUAUCAUUCCGUGUCUCAAACACUGUGUUUCUCCGAAAAAUGCAAGUAGUUACAUCGGCAACAUGAAGUUGUUUUUUGUUAUAUCGACUUUCAGUCUAAUUGCAAUAUGCCACAGUGCAGAUGAAUCUUCGGAUGAAUUAAAAUUACUCACAAAAUUAUCGCCAGUAAACAAUGCACAAAAUGUAUAUCCAGAUAAUACACAAAAUCAGGGAGAUUUGGUUGAAUCUGCGAGCGAUCGAACGUUUCACAUAACUAAAGGUUAUCCUGGAGGAUAUCCUGGAUCAAUUGGUGGAUAUCCUGGGUCAAUUGGAGGAUAUCCUGGAAGAUAUCCUGGAUAUCCAUAUGAUACAGGAAUCAUUGGUUCCGUUUAUCCUGGUACAUCAUAUCGUGGUAACAACUUGAUUCCAGGAUAUGGAGGUUAUCUUGGACCAGGAGGAACCAUUGGUGGCGGAUAUGGGUAUUAUGGAAAUUAUCCUGGGUAUGGCGGAUAUGGAGGCUAUCGAGGAUAUGGAGGAUAUGGGGAUUAUGGAAGGGGAUAUUAUCCUGGUAGUUAUGGGGGUUAUGGUGUUGGAGGUUACGACGAUUUAGGAUACGGACGUGGUCGUUAUGAUGGAUACGAUAAUUAUGGUUAUGGAAACACAUAUGGUACAUAUGGCUCAACAUAUGCAGCGAGGAGUCCAUAUUCUCCUUACAGUUAUCGUAGUGAUAGUUAUGGCACUUCUUUGAGUAAUCCAUCUGGUUAUCGUGGUUAUUCAUAAACGUGAUUUUGUUAUAUUUUCACGUAAUACUU